Myotis myotis is the source of this 3187-nucleotide messenger RNA. Its product is annotated as zinc finger protein 665-like. Lineage: Eukaryota; Metazoa; Chordata; Mammalia; Chiroptera; Vespertilionidae. The record is from RefSeq and is a predicted model, not a curated record. Gene Ontology annotation, molecular function: DNA-binding transcription repressor activity, RNA polymerase II-specific. Bases 174 to 2717 code for a protein of 847 amino acids. The transcript is spliced from 2 exons. Gene Ontology annotation, biological process: negative regulation of transcription by RNA polymerase II.
CAAAAUGUCUCCUAAAAGGUUGCUGCUGUGGAGCAGAGAAUGAGGAGGCAGCGACUGAACAGAACUUUUUUUUGAGAGUUUCACAGGCAUGGAAUCCCCAGUUACCUUUGUCUUCCCAGAAGAGCCACCCCUGUGAGAGUUGUGGACUAGUCUUGGGAAACAUUUUCCACGUGAUGGAGCUGCAGGGAACACAACACGGACAGAUAAUGUUGAGGUGUGGGGCAUGUGCAAAACGGUUUUACUUCAGUGUAAAUAUUCACCAAUGGCAUGUGAGAGAGAAGACUUUCAUUAGAGGUGUGGACAGGAGCUCCCUUGUAAACAGUUACAAUUUCAAUGGGUCCCAAAAUUGGUUCAACUGCGGGGAGGUUGGGCAGGGUGUUCUUACCGAAUCAGGACAUCUCCACCUAAACGCUACUCAGACCAGGGACAGUCCAAAUGCUAUUUCGACACAUGGGAUGACAUUUCAAAGGACAAAAAAUUAUUACGCCCGAAAAGAAUCUAAGAAAGACAUUACUUGUACCCACACGUUUAUUCAGGAAAAGGAUGUCAAUGUUGGAAGUCGAUGUUUUGUGUGCUCUGAAUGUGGGAAAUAUUUUACCAAAUUUUCUAGCUUUUCUCUUCUACAGCAAGGUCACACUGGAGAAAGGCCUUAUCAGUGCAGUGAAUAUGGGAAAGCUUUUAGCAAUAGUAACAGCCUAAGUGAAUAUGAAGCUUUGCACACUGAAGAAAGGCCCUAUGCGCGCAGUGAAUGUGGAAAUCCUGUUACCAAUAGCACUGCCCUCCAUUAUGAUCAGAGCCUUCUCACUGCAGAAAGGCUUUAUGAGUGCAAUGAGUGUGGGAAAUCUUUUACUAGUAGCAGUAACCUUCAUUGUCAUCGGAGAAUUCACACUGGAGAAAAGCCUUAUAAGUGUAGUGAGUGUGGAAAGUCUUUUUCAACUUUCAAUGGUCGCAAAUAUCAUCAUUACAGAGUGCACUCUGGAGAAAGGCCUCAUCACUGCAGUGAAUGUGGGAAAUCUUUUAUCACUUUGUCUCACCUUCACAGUCAUCAGAGGGUUCACACAGGAGAAAAGCCUUAUAAAUGCAGUGAAUGUGGGAAAUCUUUUGCCCAGAGCGGUAGCCUUCUUUCUCACCAGAGCAUUCACACUGAAGAAAAGCCUUAUAUAUGUGUUGAAUGUGGGAAAGAUUACAACUGUUUCAUUAAACUUUGUCGUCAUCAAAGAGUGCACACUGGAGAAAGGCCUUUUCCCUGCAGUGAAUGUGGGAAAUCUUAUACCAGGCAAAGUGCACUUUGUCAGCAUCGGAGAAUUCAUAGAGGAGAAAAGCCUCAUAAAUGCAGUGAAUAUGGGAUGACUUUCAUCCAAAGCGGAGCUCUCCAAAAUCAUCUGAGAGUUCACACUGGAGAAAAGCCUUUUAAAUGCAGUGAAUGUGGGAAAUCUUUUACCACUAACUGUCAACUUCACAGUCAUCGGAGGGUUCACACAGGAGAAAAGCCUUAUAAAUGCAAUGAAUGUGGGAAAUCUUUUAUCACUAAUUUCAAACUUCACACACAUCAGAGAGUUCACACUGGAGAAAAGCCUUUUAAAUGCAGUGAAUGUGGGAAAUCUUUUUCCACUAAGUCUUACCUUCACGUUCAUCGGAGGGUUCACACAAGAGAAAAGCCUUAUAAAUGCAAUGAAUGUGGGAAUUCUUUUACCACUAAGUCUUACCUUCACAUUCAUCAGAGAGUUCACACAGGAGAAAAGCCUUAUAAAUGCAAUGAAUGUGGGAAAUCUUUUAUCACUAAUUUCAAACUUCACACACAUCAGAGAGUUCACACUGGAGAAAAGCCUUAUAAAUGCAGUGUAUGUGGGAAAUCUUUUACCACUAAGUCUUACCUUCACGUUCAUCAGAGGGUUCACACAAGAGAAAAGCCUUAUAAAUGUAAUGAAUGUGGGAAAUCUUUUACGACUAACUCUUACCUUCACAUUCAUCAGAAAGUUCACAUAGGAGAAAUGCCUUAUAAAUGCAAUGAAUGUGGGAAAUCUUUUACCACUAAUUUCAAACUUCACAGACAUCAGAGAAUUCACACUGGAAAACAGCCUUAUAAAUGCAGUGAAUGUGGGAAAUCUUUUACCAGUAACAAAAAACUUUGUCAUCAUCAGAGAGUUCACACUGGAGAAAAGCCUUAUCAAUGCAGUGAAUGUGGGAAAUCUUUUACCAGUAACAGUAAACUUUGUCAUCAUCAGAGAGUUCAUACAGGAGAAAAGCCUUAUAAAUGUAGUGAAUGUGGGAAAACUUUCCGUGAAAACAAAGCUCUCCAAAAUCAUCAGAGAGUCCACACUGGAGAAAAGCCUUUUAAAUGCAGUGAAUGUGGGAAAUCUUUUACCAGGAGCGAUGUCCAUCGCCGUCAUCAGAGAAAUCAUGCAGGACAGAAGCCUUAUAAAUGCAGUGACUGUGGGAAAACUUUUACUGAAAACGAAGCUCUCCAAAAUCAUCAGAGUGUUCAUAGAGGAGAAAUGCCUUAUAAAUGCAGUGACUGUGGGAAAUCUUUUACCUGUAACAGUAAACUUUGUCGUCAUCAGAGAGUUCAUUCAGGAGAAAAGCCUUAUAAAUGUAGUGAAUGUGGGAAAACUUUCAGUGAAAACAGAGCUCUCCAAAAUCACCAGAGAGUUCACACUGGAGAAAAGCGAUGUCCAUUGCCGUCAUCAGAGAAGUCAUACAAGACAAAAGCCUUAUAAAUGCAGUGACUGUGGGAAAUUUUAUACCAGUAGCACCAACCUUCACCAUCAUCAGAGAGUUCAUACAGGAGAAAAUGCUUAUAAAUGCAGUGAAUGUGGACAAUCUUUUACAACUAACUCUCACCUUCAUUGUCAUCAGAGAGUUUACACAGGAGAUAUUUGUAAAGAGUGUAAUUAAUGUGAGCUAUCUCUCAGCCUAAUUUGUAAAUUUGCUGUGCACAAAGGAGUCCGAAUGUGAAAAAUUUCUCAGAUGUGUUGAAAAUGUGGUUUCUUAGUUAGUACUUAACAGUUGUAUAUGAAAAUAUGUGAAGUCUCAUUAGUCUGAAAUUUAUCUCAUACAUUGAAUCAUGUACAUUGUGUAUCCUACCCGCAACUAUUUUUGCUCUUCUGUUUGCUUGUUUGUAUGUUGGAACCAUACGUAUGUAUGUUCGAAUUUUUAACAUAAAGAGCUGUCUUGCCAGGUGGAAGAA